UCUCUCCUUCUCUCUCCACCUUUGUCCUCUCCCUCUUCUCUGUCGACAGCUACAGACACCUCUCUCUCUCUCACUUCAAACCCACACAUCUCCAAACCCUAGACCCUAAUUCAUACCCAUAGAUUUUAUGGGAUUUUAAAAUCUCCCCAAUUUUCCCUUCAAGUCGAUUUCAAGAAGGAACUAAGGUCCUCCUUUUUGCUCCUUAUUCGGAUAAAUCUAAGGUUUUAGGGGAUGGCUAGUUCAACCACCAGUAAUGUCUACAUCCACGUCAUCGAUGACGUUAUCAAUAAGGUCCGCGAAGAGUUCAUCAAUAAUGGCGGCCCCGGCGAGAGCGUCCUAACUGAGCUUCAAGGGCUGUGGGAAUUGAAAAUGAUGCAAGCUGGAGCUAUAUUGGGUCCAAUUGAGAGGUCCUCUGCUCCAAAAGCUACUCCAGGGGUUACUCCUGUUCAUGACCUUAAUGUACCCUAUGAAGGCACUGAGGAGUACGAAACCCCCACUGCCGAUAUGCUCUUUCCUCCUACGCCACUACAGACUCCUAUGCCUACACCGUUGCCAGGGAUGGCUCAGACACCCUUGCCUGGAAAUGCUCAGACUCCGUUGCCUGCAACGGCUCAAACUCCUUUACCUGGCACAGCAGAUAGCUCACUGUACAAUAUUCCAACGGGUGGCACUCCUAUUACUCCUAAUGAGUAUUCUUCUGUAAAUGAUAAUGGUGGUGCUCCUGAAGUGAAACCAGGACCCGGGAGACCUAGUCCUUAUAUGCAACCGCCUUCACCAUGGUUGAAUCAAAGGCCUCCUCUUGAUGUUAACGUUGGUAAGCAAACUAUUACAAAACUGUGUGUCAUAGAGGACACAAGACAGCAGAUGACGUUAGUUUAUGACAUAACUAUUUUUUGUUUUAUUGUAGCUUAUGUGGAAGGCCGUGAAGAGGGUGAGAGGGGAGCUUCUCAUCAACCCAUGACACAGGAUUUCUUCAUGAUGUCUGCUGGAAAGAGAAAACGGGAUGAAUUUGCUUCACAGUACCCUAAUGGUGGUUACAUACCGCAACAAGAUGGAGCUGGGGAUACAAUUUCAAAUGAAUUAAAGGUAGGACAAGGGAGUAACACCCAACACAACACAACCAUUGCUGGAGCUGAAAUGUCUCUGCUAGGAGGGAGGUCUGUGUCCAGGAUUUCUCAACUAGAUGGUCCAAUACCUGAUCCAUAUGAUGACGUGCUUUCAACACCUAAUAUAUACAAUUAUCAGGGAGUUGUCAAUGAAGACUAUAACAUCGUUAAUACGCCUGCACCAAAUGACAUACAAGCGGCUACACCUGCUGCUGUCACCCAGAAUGACACUGUAGAUGAUGAUGAAGAUGAACCUUUAAACGAAGAUGAUGAUGAUGAAUUGGAUGACGUGGAUCAAGGGGAGGAUUUAAAUACUACUCAUUUGGUUUUGGCACAGUUUGAUAAGGUGACGCGUACCAAGAGCAGGUGGAAGUGCACUUUAAAGGAUGGGAUAAUGCGCAUAAACAAUAAAGACAUUCUCUUUAAUAAGGCAACAGGAGAGUUCGAGUUCUGAGUUGUUGCUGCUCUUGUGAAUGUCAGAAAAGUUUUUACUCCUGAGAGAUUAAAACUGAUGAGAUGAGUCUUGCUGUUUCUGAGUAUGCCUUUGGUUGAAUAUUAGGUGGUGGAAACUUGGGAGAGGAGAGGAUGAGUUAAAAUGUUUUUCCUAGAGAGGCUCUACGUUGAAGCUUUUACCUGUUUACUGUAAUGUAUUACUGCAUCUAUAGUAAAACCUUAUAUGACACUUGUUGGAUGAUAGAUAGUAAAUUGCAUCAUCUACUGCUUUUUUUUCCUGAAUC
Coffea eugenioides is the source of this 1843-nucleotide messenger RNA. Its product is annotated as transcription initiation factor IIA large subunit-like. NCBI's taxonomy places the organism in Eukaryota, Viridiplantae, Streptophyta, Magnoliopsida, Gentianales, Rubiaceae. Gene Ontology annotation, biological process: transcription by RNA polymerase II; transcription initiation at RNA polymerase II promoter. Gene Ontology annotation, cellular component: transcription factor TFIIA complex. The record is from RefSeq and is a predicted model, not a curated record. The coding region runs from base 232 to 1560 and encodes 442 amino acids. The transcript has 10 exons.